Halichondria panicea is the source of this 2056-nucleotide messenger RNA. RefSeq lists its product as uncharacterized. The record is from RefSeq and is a predicted model, not a curated record. Gene Ontology annotation, molecular function: protein binding. The transcript has 11 exons. Lineage: Eukaryota; Metazoa; Porifera; Demospongiae; Suberitida; Halichondriidae. Bases 103 to 1782 code for a protein of 559 amino acids. Gene Ontology annotation, biological process: signal transduction.
GGGGGCGCAGCAUUUAAGGGAAAGUCCCAGCUUCCUCCCCGAGGCAAGGAGCUUUGCCGUAUCUUUAUAAACCGGUGAUGAUGGGACUGGCCAGUGAGUCAUAUGGCUUUUAAAGGUGAUCCUGAGAUUCAGAAACAGAAAGGAACAAACCUAGGCUUAGACACAAAGGAUUUGGGUACUCUAUGUGAAGAAUUGGUUGAAGUGAGGGCUAAGUGGCGACCUAUAGGUCUGAAGCUGAGGUUGACUCCUGAUACCCUGGAUGCAAUCGAACAGGGGAAAAUCAAUCCAUUAGAGGCAGUCCUGCUCCAUUGGCUACGGGUGACAAUAGGAGCCUCAUGGGAACAAUUGAUUGAUGCUCUACGGUCAGCUCUGGUUGGUGAAAUACGAUUAGCAGAGAAGUUGGAGCUGAAGUACUGUCUUCCAGAAAAAACUGGCCACAGGGAGAAAAGGAAGUAUAGGAGUGACGAUGAACAGCAACUGACAAACGACAUCAAAAACAUUAAGAAGAAGUUUGCUAACCUGCAAACAGCAACGAGAGAAUCUCUAAAGAAGUGUAAUGUUGAAUUGAUGUCCCUGGUAGCCCUCCUCACAUCGUAUCGAACAUCUUGUGCUGUGAUUGAGAGUGAGAGUAACAUGCUGCUUGCCCACCAGCAGGAAGAUCUCAGAAGGGCUGCUAGUGUUGAUGAAAUCUUUGUUAUUAUCUCUCCAUUUUCAUCAUUCCUUGAUUUUGAGAUUCUAGAAGAUGUGAUAGAAAAGUUUGGAGCUGAAAGUGAUCAAAGUGAUUUGGCUACGUAUUUCAUUGAGCUCAGAGAAUUUCUCAACGCAUGGAAAGUAGAGCCUUGCAAGAUCAGCCGAUUGGAUGAUGAUAAAAAAAAAGUUAAAUUUUGCUUCAAGCUUGACACUUGUUCUCUUGCAAUUUAUCCGGAUCUAAAGGCUGCUAUUGCUAGGAUUCUUAAAGUACCUGUCUACACUUUACACUUGCAUUCAAUCGAGGAUGGUUCCAUUCAGCUUAUUUUCUUCUUCCUAGGGAUAGUACAAUUAUCAUUUCACCAGUGUGAUCAAAUUGCACAAAUAAUUCCUUCUGUGCUAAAGGUGUCGUUAAUUCAUGGAUCAACAAGUGAAAUUAUCUUUGAGUUUUGCUCAUUUCAGAGAGUCAUCAACCCAGUACCAUCACCUGAGAUCAGACAAGAGUAUACUGAAGAGAAAGGGGAAAAGACAAUCCAAGAAAGCCACGAAAAAAAGUGGUAUCAGCGAUUAUUUUCUUGGAGAACAUCACAAAGAGCAGGAGAAGAGGCUGAAUCCAAGACUACACCAUCACCAGGGGAAACAGUUGAGCCCACAGUGACAAGUGUAACAGAGGAGAGUAGUGAGUCACCUACACGGGGGAAAAGGUGGUACCAACGAUUCUUUCCAAGGCAUUCAUCAAGAAGAUAUAGUCAGGAACGGAUGGAUGAACCCAAGGCUACAUCAUCACCAGGGGAAACAGUUGAGCCCACAGUGACAAGAGUAACUAAGGAGAGUAGUGAGUCAUCUACACGGGAGAAAAGGUGGUACCAAAGAUUGUUUUCAAGGCAUUCAUCAAGGCAUUUAUCAAGGGAGGAACGGAUGGCUAAAUAUUGGGGAGAAGAGGAGGAAUUAACGAGUAAGAUUGUUGCUCAACCUCUUCCUUACUCAAGGCAGUCAAUAUCACCACAGAGACUUCAUAUCUCAGCACACGACUCUUCUACAUACUCUCGUACUCCUACACAUUACUCAAAGAUACUAGAGCACUCUCUGACAUGACAAUAUCUGAACCAUUAUCCUAACAGAUCUUUCCAGAGACCAGCCCUGAUUGCAGUUUCUCACCAAAUAAUAGUUAAACUUUAAGAGUCAGUCUAAAACGUUAAUUGUGGCCAGUUGUGUGUGUGUGUGUGUGUGUCUUCUUGAUACAUGUAGGUAUAGUGUAACUUAAACAUUUCGUGUCUUUUUGAAUGUUUAUUUUUCUGUUGGUCUACAUGUCAGUAGUCCUUCAGCCUCACAUCUUGUAAAUCAAACCUAAUGCAUUUUUAUCUAGAAA